GCGAUGUCAUGAAUUUUGGCAAACAAACCAAAUAUUUUUACAAAAUAAACUUUAUCUACACUUUGAAGAAGAGGAAAAGAAACUCGGUUAAUCUGAAAUAACAUAUUAUCAUUUAUCACCAAGUUUACCGCCGGCAUCAGACGUUGUUUAAAAGCAGUCCGACAAAUGUAAACGCGGCCUAACAACAACCUUGAAAUCGUGUAAACACUUUAAAAUUACAUAAUAUAAUCUAAUACCGGUAAUCAUGAGUGCCAUGGGGAUAAACGCGCGCGUUCUCAAAACUGCGCAUUUGUUAGCAACAGGCCAAGCGAAGCACACAUUUCAGAGUAAAAGAACUUUUGCUGUAACAAAUAAUUUAAAUAUGAAGUUUGUUCAAUUUACGUAUCCUUCGAACCCGAAUGAGAUUCGAGUGGGAUAUUUAGAAGGGGAUAAAGUUGUAGAUAUUAAUAAGGCUGACUCAUUGAUGCCUUCUACGAUGUUAGGAGUGCUAAACUAUGAACAUUGCAAUAGGGUAUUUGGAUUUCCAACGCAUAAGCCUCCCUCGGUACCAGUUUCCGAAGUUACUCUCAAGGCACCAAUCACAGGAGUUGACAAGAUCCUGUGUGUAGCUUUAAACUAUGCUGACCAUUGUAAAGAGCAGAAUUUACAAGAACCCAAGAUACCAAUUAUAUUCAGCAAGUAUGCUCGGACGAUUAUUGGGCCGAAUGAAUCUGUGAAAAUAAGGACGGAUGUUGUUAAGAAACCCGACUGGGAAGUAGAACUGGCAGUCGUCAUCGGCAAGACUGGUACUAACAUAAAGGCGGAAGAGGCUAAAGACUAUAUCUUCGGGUAUACCAUCGCUCAAGACAUCACUGCCAGAGACUGGCAGAAGGAGAAAAAUGGCGGGCAGUUCUUACUUGGGAAGUCGCAAGACACAUUCUGCCCCCUGGGUCCGUACAUAUUAUCGGCGGAUGAGGUCCCAGACCCACACAAUUUGUCCAUUUGCUGCACUUUGAAUGGCGUGGUGAAGCAAAGCAGCAAUACCUGCCAAUUGAUACAUACCAUACCUAAGAUUAUUGAGAGGAUUACUACUGUAAUGACCCUAUACCCGGGCGACAUAAUAUUGACCGGCACACCCGGAGGAGUGGGGGUACACCGCAACCCCCCCGAGUUCCUCAAGCCGGGGGACAAACUCGUCAGUGAGAUCGAAAGGCUGGGCACUUUGGAAGUCAAAGUUGAACAGUUUUAGACAAAUCUUUGGUGUAAGACUAGCUAUUUCCCUACCCGUUCCCGGAUAAAUUCGCAGUUUUGCGAGAAUAUCGACGUAAUCCAAAGUUUUGUCAAAUUGAAUACUGUAUGCCAAACGAUCAUAAAUCUUCGAUAUUUUACCGUGGACGGAGGCGCGACGCCGAUUAUUGUUUUGAUACUACGUUAAUUUUUCUUUCUGGUAUGCACUUAAAGUUAAAAAAGAUCUAUAUGUUUUGGUUGCGUCACUAUUCUUGCAAGCUAGCGAAUUGGAUUACAUGUGUAGUGCAUGUAUUUACACACACAGUAGGUAUGGUUCAACCGCUUUCGUGAAAUAGGCGUUUUAGCAUCUAUAACAUUUUCAACUGUGGAAUGAACUGAAAAUUAUACAAGACAAUAAAGAUUAGUCAGACCAUGCAAUAGCCAAUAUUUUGGCUGCUAAAAUAUGAUUUACCUACCUUAUUUAAGUGUACUUAAUGUAAUAUGACGUUAUGUAAUAAUUCUGAAUUUGUGAAUGUAAAAUACUGCAUGCAUUUUGUACCAACGGACUUUUUUCACAGUAAUUGUGAUAUUAUGUCGAACUGUUUUAUAUCAAUUUAUUAUGUAAGGUUUAUAUGCGAUUUCUCUGAAUAUUGUUCACUUUACUAAGGGCCGAUUUUUCAAUCGUCAUAUAACUUUUAUCUGACGAUUUAAAAAUCGGCUCUCAAUGUACUUUUUUUUAUAUAUUCAUCUAUUAUAUCUUGCAAUGUUAUAUACAUACUUGAUAAUUUAUAUACUUAAUAUAUUUUUAAUAUUGUUGA
This is a messenger RNA of Helicoverpa armigera (cotton bollworm), 2024 nucleotides long. Its product is annotated as fumarylacetoacetate hydrolase domain-containing protein 2. Bases 245 to 1228 code for a protein of 327 amino acids. The transcript is spliced from 5 exons. Gene Ontology annotation, molecular function: catalytic activity. NCBI's taxonomy places the organism in Eukaryota, Metazoa, Arthropoda, Insecta, Lepidoptera, Noctuidae. The record is from RefSeq and is a predicted model, not a curated record.